UUUUUCAUUUCUCUCAUUCAAUACCAAAAAAAGGAAAGAAAAAAAAACUCUCCAUCUUCUUCACUUCCUUAAUUUCUUUUCUUUGACUUGCUAAGCCUAUUUUUUGUUCCUUUUUCAUCAAAUCAAAACCCACAAUUUGUCAUUUCAUUAUUUUUUUGGGUGAUUAAUUCAUCUUCUUGAGCUGCAAAUUGCAUGAGCCAGUUUUCUUUAUCAGAAACUCUGAGGAGUUCUAUCCGGCUUUAAAGCGUUGAAUGUGAGAAGAUGGGGUGUUUCACAGUCUUGAAAAGCAAGAAGAAAAAGCCUGAGCCUUCGGUUUCCUUCAAACGUGUUAGUCCUAAGGAGCAAAUUCCGACCACAUUACCUGAGCCUCAAAUCCCAACCCGGACUUUACAGUCGGCGCCACCUAGUUUUAGGACAAGAGUGAAACCUGUUCAGCAAGAAAACAGAGCAGCUUACAAUAGAACGCGUGCUUUGUCUGCUCCGGAAAGCCUUGAUGCUGCAGAACAAGAUGAUCUUGCUGAGGUUGAAUGCGAUGAGCAUGAAGAGUCAAAGAGUAGAGUUAGUGCAGCAAGGGACCACCCAAGCCCGCAGCCUCUUCCUCUUCCAACUGCUGUACUGAAGCCUGCAAGUAGCUUUAAAUCCGCGAGUGGCAGCGGCCCGCUCUGUGUUUCCGGGCCAUUACCACUGCCACCAGGUGUAACACACAGUGGAACAUUAAAGACCUUCUCAUAUGAUGAAAUUAUGUCAGCUUGCCGCAAUUUCUCUUCAGAUCGAUGUGUAUCAGAAGGUCUUUCUUCUAUCAUAUACUGGGCUUCCUUUGGGGAUGAUACUUCAAGUUCAAAGAAGUUUGACGCCACUGUUACACGCCUUCAUCCCUCUCCCCAGGGCUUGAAGGAAUUUAUAAGUGAGGUUCAUACACUUGCAUCCCUGCGACAUCCAAACCUAUGUAAACUGCUUGGUUAUCAUGCACACAAUGCCAAUGGGACAGAACAGAGGAUGCUAAUAUAUGAGAGGCUUUAUCACGGUAGCUUGGACCGUCUUUUAUAUGGGAGAUUGGAUGGCCCUCCACUUGAUUGGAACACCAGAAUGAAAAUUGCUUUAUGUGCUGCACAAGGUCUUACUUUCUUGCAUGAAGAGGGGCCCUUCCAGGCAAUGUACAAUGAAUUCUCUACUGGAAACAUACAGAUCGACAAAGAUUUUAGUGCGAAGCUUUCAGGAUACGGUUGUGUCGGUCAUAUUCCUGAGACAGAUAUCCCGAACAGUUCUGGGGCUCUUGCGAAUCUGUCAGUGGAGACGCUCGAGAGAGGACUAUUGACCCCAAAGAGCAAUGUAUGGAGUUUUGGAAUUGUUCUGCUUGAACUACUGACUGGCAGGAAGAAUCUCGAUAAUCGCCAUCCCAAGGAAGAGAGGAAUUUAGUUAGGUGGACCCGGCCUUAUUUAGCUGAUGAGUGCAGACUGUCACUCAUUAUGGAUCCUCAGCUAAAAGGGCGAUUCCCACCAAAUGCAGCACGGACAAUAGCGGAAAUUGCCGUUUGCUGCCUUCAGAACAACCCAUUGGAAAGACCUACUAUGAGAGGUGUUGUAGAAAAACUUAAAGUUAUACAAGACAUGAAAUAUUCUACUCGAUUUCCGUUGCAAGAGCCGGCUGCAGUUGCUGGCAAACACAUGUCUAGAUCACCAAGCCUUAACGGGAUCAUCACUCCAGCACCCAGGUUGAGUUUCUCACCUUCCCCACCAUCAAGAACCCGACCAUCAGUUUCUCCGACAAGGCCACCUGCAUUGCCCUUAUCGCUCCCUCCACGUGCGUGCUCCUCAAACUUCUCGAACUUCUCGUUGGACGAAUUGGAACGACAGGAAAGCCGGAAAUCAUCGUCAGCUGUUCGGAGGGCUAGUGUUGAAGGGUUUUGAUUGUUGAUAUGUAUUUUUUUCAUUUUUUUUUUCUUUUCUGGAUUUUUUUUUUCGAUUUGCUGAUUCAAUAGAAUAUAUAGAAAGAUAAAAAUGUGGUUCUUCCACCUUGCAAUCCCUCAAGAUGAAAAGAGAGGAUGUUAUUUUGUAGAUAUAGAGUGCAAACCAUCUGUAAUCCACAAUGCCAUUUAUUUAUAUGAUAGUGUUCUUAAUCCUCUA
Molecule: messenger RNA, 2124 nt
Organism: Mercurialis annua (annual mercury)
Lineage: Eukaryota; Viridiplantae; Streptophyta; Magnoliopsida; Malpighiales; Euphorbiaceae
Product: probable serine/threonine-protein kinase PBL1
Exons: 5
Coding region: 262-1908 (548 amino acids)
Biological process (GO): protein phosphorylation
Molecular function (GO): protein kinase activity; ATP binding
Source: RefSeq, a predicted model, not a curated record